This is a messenger RNA of Cicer arietinum (chickpea), 1437 nucleotides long. Its product is annotated as branched-chain-amino-acid aminotransferase 6-like. Gene Ontology annotation, molecular function: branched-chain-amino-acid:2-oxoglutarate transaminase activity. Gene Ontology annotation, biological process: branched-chain amino acid metabolic process. The record is from RefSeq and is a predicted model, not a curated record. NCBI's taxonomy places the organism in Eukaryota, Viridiplantae, Streptophyta, Magnoliopsida, Fabales, Fabaceae.
CAACAAAAUUUCAAAUUUACGUUAUAAAAAGGACUUGUCGAGAUGCCUGUUCCCUUCAGAUCCUCACUACCCUCCUUCUCAUUCUCUUUUUCUAGAUCUUUAUUUCUCUUUGCUUUUCUACCGCGAUAUCAAGCUUCAUACUACAAAGUUAGUAGCAGCUUUCACAUAAAUACAAGAAGGACAUUUUUGUCAACCAUGGCCCCCCCUUCUAUUUUAGAGAACAUUAAAGACGGUACUGAAAGUGGUAGAGAUGAAAAUGAUGUUGAAAUUAAUUGGGAAGGACUUGGAUUUAAUCUAACUCCAACAGAUUACAUGUUUGUCAUGAAAUGUGCAAAAGGAGAAAAGUUUUCAAAAGGAUCCCUCAUUCGUUAUGGAAACAUAGAGCUUAGUCCAUCUGCUGGUAUCUUAAACUAUGGACAGGGAAUCUUUGAGGGACUAAAAGCAUAUAGGACUGAAGAUGACCGCAUCCUUCUAUUCCGACCGGAAGAGAAUGCUCUACGCAUGAAGAUAGGGGCAGAUCGGUUGUGUAUGCCAUCGCCAUCGGUUGAGCAGUUUGUUGAUGCUGUUAAGCAAACAGUUCUUGCCAAUAAACGUUGGGUACCACCUCUUGGGAAAGGGACACUUUAUCUAAGGCCAUUACUAAUGGGAACAGGAGCAGCAUUAGGCGUGGCUCCAUCAACUGAGUACACAUUUCUAAUUUAUUGCUCCCCUGUUGGAAUCUAUCACAAGGUUCAGGGAGCAGUAAACAUCAAGGUUGAGGAUAAGUUUCAUCGAGCAAUAUCUGGCACUGGUGGAACAGGUGGAAUCAAGUCUGUUACUAAUUAUGCCCCGACAUACACUUCAAUCACAGAGGCAAAAGCCAAUGGAUUCUCUGAUGUUUUGUUCUUGGACUCAGCAACUGGAAAAAAUAUUGAGGAGGCUUCUGCAUGCAAUGUAUUUCUUGUGAAGGAAAAUGUGAUCUUCACUCCGGAAAUAGAUGGAACCAUUCUACCUGGGAUCACACGAAAAAGCAUCAUAGACAUUGCCACUGAUUUGGGUUAUAAGGUCAACCAACGUUCCAUAUCAGUGGAGGAAAUGAUGAGUGCUGAUGAAAUGUUCUGCACAGGAACAGCAGUAGUUGUUAACUCUGUUGCAAGUGUAACCUAUAAGGAAACAAGAGCUGAAUAUAAAACAGGACCAGAAACGUUGUCUGAGAAACUACGCAAAAUACUGGUGGGAAUACAAACAGGGUGCGUUGAAGACAAAAAGUCAUGGACACUUCAAGUAGUUUGAGCAAUUGUUAUUUCUUCAUAUUCAUCAAAGGUAGCCCAGAGAUAUGUUUUCCACAAAGGAAAUAUGUACAUGCUCUGAGUCCAAAUUUCAUUUGUAUGCAAAUUUCACUUGCAUGUAAGAUCACUAUAUUUAAAUUAUACACUUUUUUAUUCUCACUUACGAUUA